Molecule: messenger RNA, 656 nt
Organism: Bactrocera dorsalis (oriental fruit fly)
Lineage: Eukaryota; Metazoa; Arthropoda; Insecta; Diptera; Tephritidae
Exons: 2
Coding region: 37-552 (171 amino acids)
Source: RefSeq, a predicted model, not a curated record
AAGACACAUAAUUGAAUCAAACAUUUAACGUGCAACAUGAAGCUUCUGGUACUUUUCGCUGCAACUCUCCUUUGCGUUCAAGCCUACCAUAUUCCAUACGGUCUCUAUGAUGCUUCAUUUGAAUCCAGUGAGGAGGAGUAUCAGGUACUCGUGAAGGCUAAUAAUCAACCACCACUCAGUUUACCGGGCGUGGGCGUCUAUAAUCAACCCAUUUUGCAAGCGGUCAAAGUGAAAGUGCCACGCUACGUUAGUCCAGAACUCAAGCAGCAAAUUAUCACGCAGACCCUAGCUGCACGCGGUUUGACUCUACACACACAGCCGCCACAAGGCGCCUUAAACAAUGUCGCACCAACUGCCGAUGUACGGCCACAGCGAGAGGUGCCAGCUACUACAGCUGCAGCAAAUAAGGGUGCCGCAGUGGUAAGUGGCACCGACGAUAACAAUGUCGUCUUAACCGCUGGUGUGCAGGAGGCAUCAGUAAAGCCGGCGGUACUAUCGACUUCAGUUGUACCAGAGGCGCCUGUGAUCCCGGUUGUACCAAUGAUGUUGUAGAGCGGCAUAAAGUGACAUGUUAGCUCUAAGUCAGCAUACUUUUCCUUAUGAAACUCAAGUAAAAUAUUGUGUGUUCUAAAUAUUUUUUAAUAAAAAGUCCCUUC